Myripristis murdjan (pinecone soldierfish) is the source of this 5888-nucleotide messenger RNA. RefSeq names its product collagen, type XI, alpha 1a (gene col11a1a). Gene Ontology annotation, molecular function: extracellular matrix structural constituent. The record is from RefSeq and is a predicted model, not a curated record. Lineage: Eukaryota; Metazoa; Chordata; Actinopteri; Holocentriformes; Holocentridae. The coding region runs from base 59 to 5491 and encodes 1810 amino acids. The transcript is spliced from 67 exons.
GACGUCAUUAAAAUUUACUUGAAGUCGCCCAAAAGUUUUGUUCACUUGGGCGCCGACCAUGGAGAUGCAAAGGUGGUCCACAAGGUGGAAAACGAAAAGGUGGCUUAUGGAUUCCACUGUAACUGCAUUCAUCACUUUAACCCUGGUUCUACAGGCUACCAAUGUCAGAGCAGCAGAUCCGGUGGAUGUGUUAAAAGUAUUAGAAUUUCACAAUUCACCCGAAGGAGUGAAGAAAACAUCAGGAUUUUGCACAAACCGAAGAGCAUCGCAGCCGGACACAGCCUACAGAGUGGCCAAGGCCGAGAUCAGUGCCCCCACCAAGCAGUUAUUCCCAGGAGGUGUUUUCCCUGAGGAUUUCUCCAUCCUGACCACGGUGCGCCCUAAAGCAGGCCUCCAGUCCUUCCUGCUGUCCCUUUACAACGAGCAGGGAGUCCAGCAGCUGGGUGUGGAGCUGGGCCGCUCCCCUGUCUUCCUGUAUGAAGACCAGACUGGCAAGCCAGCCCCAGAGGACUACCCCCUGUUCCGCUCUCUCAACCUGGCUGAUGGAAAGUGGCACCGCAUUGCAAUCAGUGUGGAGAAGAAGACGGUCACCAUCAUUUUGGACUGUAAGAAGAAGAUCACCAAGCCUCUCCUCAGGAGUGACCAAGCCUUCGUCAGCACCAAUGGCAUCACCGUGUUCGGCACCAGGGUCCUGGAUGAGGAGUAUUUCCAGGGUGACAUCCAGCAACUUCUGAUUGUGGCUGAUCCCAAAGCAGCGUAUGACUACUGUGAGCACUACAGCCCAGACUGUGACACUCCCCAUGGCCAGACUCUGCAGGCCCAGGAGCCAGAGCAAGAGUACACUACUGAUGAUUUAGAUUACUCUCAGUUCUAUGAUUACUCUGAGGGAGCCACAGACACCGUUCCAACUGAUGAGUUUUCUGAGCCUCAGCUAAACAAUGUAGAAGGAGAGUACUAUACUGACAGUGACUACGGAACUGUCGAUGGUACUCAAACUCAGUCUCCCAUUGCCACAGGCGGACCCAAUGAGGCUGUGGAGGAGGAAGUUGUCGGUGGCUCUGUCACCGAGGCCACUCCCAUUGGUCAGGAGCCCACCGUUGUCCCAGAAACGGUAGACAACGUGGCCACAGGAGCAGAGGCGUAUGACUUUAAGGAGUAUGACCUAAAGGAGUAUGACUUGGGCGAGGUUGACAGGCGGGUGUAUGAUUAUGGGGCAUAUGAUGAGUAUGGCACGGCCCUGCCCAACCCCACGGCGACCUAUGAUGAUGAGGUGGGGCCUGGGGUUGCUGCCGAAACCGACGUCUCAGAGAGCACCGUUGCCGGUGCCGGAGGAGCCUUUGGCCAGAAAGGAGAAAAGGGCGAGCCGGCUGUGAUUGAACCUGGCAUGCUGAUCGAAGGACCCCCAGGCCCCGCUGGCCCAGCUGGUCUUCCAGGUCCCUCAGGACUACAAGGACCCCCAGGCCCUGCUGGAGAUCCUGGAGACAGGGGUCCCCCUGGUCGUGCUGGUUUGCCUGGUGCUGAUGGUUUGCCAGGGCCCCCUGGUACCAUGCUGAUGCUGCCGUUCCGCUUUGGUGGGGAUGGUGAGAAGGGUCCCGUUGUGUCGGCCCAGGAAGCCCAAGCCCAGGCCAUCCUCUCCCAAGCCAGACUUGCCAUGAGGGGACCUCCAGGGCCAAUGGGUUUGACAGGAAGAUCGGGACCUGUGGGUCUUCCUGGUUCUACUGGACUGAAAGGUGAAAGUGGAGACCCCGGCCCUCAGGGUCCCCGGGGUGUCCAAGGGCCUUCAGGACAAAUUGGAAAACCCGGCAAGAGGGGUCGUGCCGGAGCUGAUGGGGCCCGCGGGAUGCCAGGAGAGCCAGGCUCCAAGGGUGACCGAGGUUUUGAUGGACUACCUGGCCUGCCUGGUGAAAAGGGACAUAGGGGAGAGCUAGGACCGAUCGGACCCCCAGGUGCCCCUGGAGAGGACGGACAGAGAGGCGAAGAUGGAGAGAUUGGGCCCAGGGGAUUGGCUGGAGAGAGUGGUCCUAGAGGUCUUCUGGGUCCUCGUGGUCCUCCAGGCCCCCCUGGACAGCCUGGUGUUGCUGGCGUCGACGGGCCUUCAGGUCCCAAAGGAAACAUGGGGCCACAAGGAGAGCCAGGCCCACCCGGGCAGCAGGGUAUCCCUGGAGCGCAGGGUCUUCCUGGUCCUCAAGGCCCCAUCGGACCUCCUGGUGAAAAAGGACCUCAGGGCAGGCCGGGGUUGGCUGGCUUACCUGGAGCUGAUGGGCCUCCUGGUCAUCCUGGUAAGGAGGGUCCGCCUGGAGAGAAAGGAGCCCUAGGUCAGCCGGGUCCACAAGGCCCUAUUGGCUAUCCUGGACCUCGUGGUGUCAAGGGUGCCGAUGGUGUCCGUGGUCUCAAGGGUUCGAAGGGAGAGAAGGGUGAGGACGGUUUCCCAGGUUUCAAGGGAGAUAUGGGAACCAAAGGAGACCGGGGUGAGCUUGGCAUGCUGGGGUCUCGUGGAGAGGAUGGUCCUGAGGGUCCUAAAGGCCGUGCUGGCCCCACUGGUGAGGCAGGCCCCAUGGGUCCCGCUGGAGAGAAGGGUAAACUGGGUGUCCCAGGAUUGCCAGGCUAUCCAGGCAGACAAGGACCAAAGGGCUCAAGCGGUUUCCCUGGAUUCCCUGGAGCCAAUGGUGAGAAAGGAGCCAGGGGCGUUGCGGGCAAACCCGGUCCAAGGGGGCAAAGAGGUCCAACGGGUCCUCGUGGUGCUCGAGGGGCCAGAGGUCCAACAGGAAAACCGGGCCCCAAGGGUACGGCGGGCAACGACGGUCCUCCAGGCCCGCCUGGUGAGAGGGGACCUCAAGGACCUCAGGGCCCAGUUGGUUUCCCAGGACCAAAGGGCCCCCCUGGACCACCUGGAAAGGACGGGCUGCCUGGACACCCUGGCCAGCGUGGAGAGACGGGAUUCCAAGGAAAGACUGGUCCACCUGGCCCGGGAGGUGUUGUCGGACCUCAAGGACCAACUGGAGAGACCGGUCCUGUGGGUGAGAGAGGACACCCUGGACCCCCAGGCCCACCUGGAGAGCAGGGUCUUCCUGGUGCUGCUGGCAAAGAAGGAGCCAAAGGAGACCCUGGACCCCAAGGAUCUCCUGGUAAGGAUGGUCCUCCUGGUCUUCGAGGCUUCCCUGGAGAGAGAGGUUUACCUGGCGCCACGGGUCCAGCAGGUCUGAAAGGAGGAGAGGGUCCUCAAGGUCCACCUGGCCCUGUUGGCUCCCCUGGUGAGAGAGGUCCUGCUGGUCCAGCUGGUCCAAUCGGUCUUUCUGGUAGAACUGGCCCUCAGGGCCCCCCAGGGCCUGCUGGAGAGAAGGGAGCACCUGGUGAGAAAGGCCCUCAGGGUCCAGCUGGUCGUGAUGGCGUCCAGGGUCCUGUUGGUCUGCCUGGUCCCGCCGGACCCCAGGGUCCACCUGGAGAGGAUGGUGACAAGGGAGAGGUUGGAGAGCCUGGUCAGAAGGGAAGCAAAGCCGACAAGGGAGAACAGGGUCCUCCUGGUCCAGCUGGUCUUCAGGGUCCCAUAGGUGCCCCAGGUCCCGCUGGAGGCGAUGGAGAACCUGGUCCCAGGGGUCAGCAGGGUAUGUUUGGGCAGAAGGGAGAUGAAGGCGCCAGAGGCUUCCCUGGACCCCCAGGCCCUAUCGGUCUGCAGGGUCUUCCUGGACCUCCAGGCGAGAAGGGAGAGAACGGUGACGUUGGCCCCAUGGGCCCUCCUGGUCCCCCUGGUCCCAGAGGUCCUCAGGGUCCGAGUGGAGCUGAUGGUCCUCAAGGUCCUCCAGGUGGUGUGGGUGGCAUUGGAUCUGUGGGUGAGAAGGGUGAGCAAGGUGAGGCUGGAAACCCAGGACCACCUGGAGAGCCUGGAACUGGGGGACCUAAAGGCGAGAGAGGAGAGAAGGGAGAAGCUGGCCCCCCUGGAGCUGCUGGACCCGCCGGUGCCAAAGGACCCCCUGGAGACGACGGUCCCAAGGGCAACCCUGGACCUGUCGGAUUCCCUGGAGACCCAGGCCCCCCAGGAGAGCCAGGUGUUGCCGGCACUGAUGGAGGACCAGGAGAGAAGGGAGAGGAUGGUGAAGCGGGUCAGCCGGGACCACCAGGCCCAUCAGGAGAAGCUGGCCCACCUGGACCACCUGGCAAGAGAGGACCUCCAGGGGCCGCCGGUGCAGAGGGCAGGCAAGGAGAGAAGGGCGCUAAGGGUGAGGCCGGUGCUGAGGGACCACCAGGUAAAACUGGACCGGUUGGACCCCAGGGACCAGCAGGAAAGCCUGGGCCAGAGGGUCUGCGAGGAAUCCCUGGCCCUGUGGGUGAGCAAGGACUUCCCGGAUCCCCAGGACAGGAUGGUCCACCUGGUCCUAUGGGUCCUCCUGGUCUCCCUGGAUUGAAAGGUGACCCUGGGUCUAAGGGUGAAAAGGGUCACCCAGGUUUGAUUGGUCUGAUUGGACCCCCCGGUGAGCAAGGAGAGAAGGGAGACCGAGGUUUGCCCGGACCCCAGGGUUCUCCUGGUAGCAAGGGCGACAGCGGUAUCAGAGGAGCUUCCGGUCCUAUUGGUCCCCCAGGUCCCCCUGGUCUGCCCGGUUCUCAAGGUCCCAAGGGAGCAAAGGGUUCAAGUGGUCCUGCUGGUCAGAAAGGAGACACUGGUUUGGUUGGUCCUCCUGGUCCACCUGGCCCACCAGGUGAGGUGAUCCAGCCCCUGCCUAUCCAGUCUCCCAAGAAGACCAAGCGUUCCAGUGGCAUGCAGUCGGACGCAGCAGGCACUAUCAUGGACUAUGGCGAGGGCAUGGAGGACAUCUUUGGUUCACUCAACAACCUCAAACAGGACAUUGAGCGUAUGAAAUACCCCAUGGGCACACAAAACAACCCAGCCAGAACGUGCAAAGACCUGCAGCUCUGCCACCCAGAGUUCCCUGAUGGCGAAUACUGGAUUGAUCCAAACCAAGGCUGCUCCGGGGAUUCCUUCAAAGUCUACUGUAACUUCACUGCCGGGGGUGAAACCUGCAUCUACCCAGAUAAGAAGUCCAAUGGAGUCAGAAUAUCUUCAUGGCCCAAAGAAGUCCCUGGGUCAUGGUUCAGUGAAUUUAAGCGUGGUAAAAUACUGUCCUAUGUUGACUCAGAGGGCAACUCAAUAAACAUGGUACAGAUGACCUUCCUCAGACUACUGACAGCCUCGGCCAGGCAAAACUUCACCUACAGCUGUCACCAGUCAGUGGCGUGGCAUGACGCCAACAGUGAUAGCUACGACAAGGCGCUGCGUUUCCUGGGCGCCAACGAUGAGGAGAUGUCCUAUGACAACAACCCCUACAUCAAGGCCCUCUCAGACGGCUGUGCGACGAGGAAGGGCUACGGAAAGACUGUGAUGGAGAUUAAUACUCCCAAAAUCGAUCAGGUUCCGAUCAUCGAUGUCAUGUUGACUGACUUUGGGGACCCCAACCAGAAGUUUGGGUUCGAAGUUGGGCCCGUCUGCUUCCUUGGCUAAAUAAAAAUGAAAAAAAAAAGAACUUGAUGGGGUCAGCAAAGAAAGUCAAGUCAAGACAUUUUGGGAACCACCAAACCCCAUUUCUAGCCCCCCCCCACCCUUUUCUAUGCCACAUGCAAGUUUUGAAUAAGAGAUGGUGUAGCAAACAUGUCUUGCCAUGUAUGUAUGUGUAAUCCAGGAAAAUACUUGUUGCCCUUGUAGGGCUAGAACCACAUGACUUAACCACGUUACGGAGCAAAGGUGAAGGACAUUCGAAGGCGUGGCAGAGGAGGAGGGUGAAUCGGAGGUUACCAAGAGGGGGACGGGCGAGGGACAUACUCCUCUUCUCUGGAUUCUCCAGGUGCUGUAUGAAAACGACUACAAUGGUGCUUGUUCAAAACACAAAAACGUAUAAAGA